AUGCAUGUUCUUAGUCUUGGUGGGAAGUUCGGUUUACCUUUUGACAAUAGGAGUAAAUAUGAUAAGAACAAAUUAGUGUUGGAGGUUUUAAAGAGUUUUGAGAGUGCUGGUCUGCGUUUGUCUGACGAUGUUAUUAAUGAGACACGGAUCCGGGUCUCUAAUUGCGUACAUAAGUUUGUUAACAAAAAACAACGGUUCAAUUCUGUUGAACAGUACAUAGGUAGAGCUUUUAUUUGCUGCAAACAAUUUUUGAAAGAAAACAAUGACUUAAUGGUCACUAAGGCGGACAAGGGACAGGUCACUGUAAUUAUGGACAGGAAUCAUUAUAUCGCGCAAAUGAGGCGUAUGUUGGAGGACGAAACCACGUAUUUAAGAUUAAACAAAGAUCCCUCCAAAUGGGUUGCUAAUAGAAUUCAGGAUUUAGUUAAGGGUUGGCUUGCACUUGGUAUAAUAGACGAUCGCACGUAUGGGUACUUGCGCACUACGAACGGUAACAUUCCGCGUUGUUACGGACUGCCGAAGGUGCAUAAACCGGGGGUUCCUUUACGGUUAAUUGUCUCUGCGGUGGGUAGUCCUAUAUAUAGUGUGGUGUCUUUCCUCCAUCGUGUGCUUGCGGACUCGAUUUCUAAACCUGAUUCCUACGUAAAGGAUAGUUGGAACUUUGUCAGCGAGAUUGUUGGUACAACCAUUGAGCCACAUGAAUCAAUGGUUUCCUUCGAUGUCGUGUCUCUUUUUACCAAUGUUCCGAGUGAGUUGGUUAUGCGGACUAUAAGAAAUAGGUGGCAUUUGAUUGAGCCUACUACCAAAUUUUCUCUUGACCAAUUUUUGCACGCGAUUAACGUAAUUUUGACUUCGACUAGCUUUGCGUUUGACGGACAAUUUUUUGACCAGAUUUUCGGCAGUCCUAUGGGUUCGCCGUUGUCACCGAUUUUAGCUGACAUUGUUUUAGAUGAUCUUAAGAUGAGUUGCUUUCCGAGGUUUGAUUUUAAGAUACAAAUUUUCAAAAGGUAUGUUGAUGACAUUUUUACGGUCAUACCUACUGAUAGGAUUAACGACGUACUGGUGGCUUUUAAUAAUUACCAUCCCAGAUUGUGUUUUACUGUGGAAAUGGAAAGCAAUAACUCUCUCAACUUCUUAGACACUACAAUCAUUCGCGACAAUGGGACCCUUAUUCCGAAUUGGUACCGGAAACCUACCUUUUCGGGUCGAUAUGUUAACUUUCACGCCAGUAAUCCGUUACAACAUAAGGUCAGUGUUGUCACGGGUCUGGUUGACCGUGCUGUUUUAUUGUCGGACAGAAGAUUCCACCAUACGAAUAUCGAACUUGUAAAGUCGAUUCUGUUGAACAAUUGUUAUCCUCGUGAGUUUGUUAAUCGACACAUUGCGAUCCGUUUGAGAAGAUUGAGAUACUGGGAUGUUCGUGACAAUGAUGGAGAGAUAACUGUGCCUAACAACAAUGAAAGAAAAAAGGGGUUUAUAGCUAUACCAUAUGUCAAGGGAAUUAGUGAGCAAUUGCGUAGAAUUUACAUGAGUUGUGAUCUUCGAGUAGCCUGUACUGUCUUCAGCAAGUUGGACCGUUUAAUCAAACUUGGUAAGGACAUGCUUUCGAGAGACAAAAAAACUAACGUUGUAUACAGGAUUAAAUGCAACGCUUGCAACGCAUGUUACGUAGGUCAGACUAAGCGACACUUGUCUGUGCGAAUUGGUGAGCAUAGGUCCAAUAUAAAGAAAAGCGAGGGUGAUUGGUCUGUGGUUAGUAGACAUCGUGUUGACAAUGACCAUGAUUUCGACUGGGCGCAUGUUGAUAUUUUACACCAAGAAAAACAUUUGCGUAAGCGGGAGGUUGCCGAGAUGAUAUUGAUUAAGAAACAUGAUAAUACCAUUAAUUUGCAGAAGGAUACUGAUUCACUACCCGGUAUAUAUGAUCAGAUUCUGAUAAACAUCUCGGUGCCACCUUGA
This is a messenger RNA of Ooceraea biroi (clonal raider ant), 1959 nucleotides long. RefSeq lists its product as uncharacterized. The record is from RefSeq and is a predicted model, not a curated record. Lineage: Eukaryota; Metazoa; Arthropoda; Insecta; Hymenoptera; Formicidae.